AGCGAGGUUUUUCCUUGGGCCUGAGGGGAGCCUGCCUCCCUGCUGCCUCUCGCGCCCGAAGAUGCCGGGCGGCGGCGGCGGGCGGGUGUGCGCCGCGUGCGGCAGCUCGGAGAUCGAGGUGGACUCGGCCCGCGGAGACGCGGUUUGCACGGGCUGCGGCUCCGUCCUCGAGGACAACAUCAUCGUCUCCGAGGUGCAGUUCGUGGAGAACAGCGGAGGAGGGUCGUCGGCCGUCGGGCAGUUCGUCUCCCUCGACGCGGCAGGAAAAACACAAACAGUUGGAGGAUUUCAUGUCAACUUGGGAAAGGAAUCGCGGGCACAGACUCUCCAAAAUGGAAAACGGCAGAUCCAUCAUUUGGGGAACCAACUGCAACUGAAUCAGCAUUGCCUUGAUACAGCCUUCAAUUUUUUCAAGAUGGCCGUGAGCAAGCACUUAACCCGAGGGAGGAAGAUGACCCAUGUGAUCGCUGCUUGCCUCUACCUGGUGUGCAGAACAGAAGGCACUCCACACAUGCUGCUUGACCUCAGCGAUCUCCUUCAGGUGAAUGUCUACGUGCUGGGAAAAACUUUUCUUCUGUUGGCCAGAGAGCUCUGCAUAAAUGCUCCAGCUAUAGAUCCAUGUUUAUAUAUUCCUCGUUUUGCACACAUGCUGGAGUUUGGCGAUAAGAACCAUGAGGUUUCCAUGACUGCCCUAAGGCUCCUGCAGCAGAUGAAGAGAGACUGGAUGCACACAGGGCGACGGCCUUCGGGGCUUUGUGGUGCAGCUCUUCUAGUUGCGGCAAGAAUGCAUGAUUUUCGGCGCACUGUGAAAGAAGUCAUCAGAGUGGUUAAAGUUGGCGAAUCAACACUAAGAAAAAGACUUACAGAGUUUGAAGACACACCUGCAAGUCAGCUAACAAUAGAUGAGUUCAUGACAAUUGAUUUGGAAGAGGAAUGUGACCCUCCUUCAUUUACAGCUGGUCAACGAAAGAUAAAGAUUCAGCAGCUUGAGAAGGAGCUGUCUAAAAAGCUUGAAGAGUUAGAAGGUGAAAUAACAAGCUACCAAGAUGAAAUAGAGAUUGAGUUAGAAAAUAGCAGACCAAAAGCAAAAGGAGUUUAUGCAAAUUUCAGUAAAGAUGACUGCAUGGAAGACAAUGCCUCGAGUAUAUUUGGAGAAGAGGAGGGAGAAGACGAAGAACUGGAAGCAGCUGCGAAUCAUUUAAACAAGGACUUUUACAGUGAACUUCUGGAUAAAGACAGGUCAAAGGAAAAAGAGUCUCCUCUGAGGCCACCUGCCCUGGAGUCCCUGCUUGGCCCUCUCCCUACAGCUGCCAGCCUUGGGAUAACGGAAUCUAUAAAAGAAUGCAUAUUGACUAAGGAUCGAGACCACAAUGAAAAUACUGGAGAUGGUGAAUUAGAUCUAAGUGGAAUUGACGACAGUGAAAUAGAUAUGUAUAUACUUAAUGAUUCCGAAGCCAAAAUAAAAGCAGAACUCUGGAUGAGGGAAAAUGCAGAUUAUCUGAAGGAACAAAAGGAAAAAGAAGCAAGGAUAGCGAAAGAGAAGGAGCUUGGGAUUUAUAAAGAACAUAAGCCCAAGAAGUCUGCAAAGAAGCGGGAGCUGAUCCAGGCCAGCACAGCGGGAGAGGCAAUUGAAAAGAUGUUGGAACAGAAGAAGAUUUCAAGUAAAAUUAAUUAUAACGUGUUAAGGGACCUCAACAGCAAAGGAGGUAGCUCACCAAAGAAAGAUGAUGACAGCGCUGAUGACAGCAGCAACACCAAGAAACUGUCAAGAAGGAAAUCUCUGGCGGCUCGGAAUGUGGCCAACUCCGUAAACAGCGUGGGGAAAAGGUACCACAAUUCUUCAUUUAAAUCCUUCUCUCUUCAGCGAACGGUGCAUCUAGAGAUUGUUAACAGUUCUCUGACACUCAGGUAAUGUUGGGGCUUUCACUUUCAGUUCAGCGUGUGGGGCCAGAAUGAAUCAUCCUCCACAGGCCACAUGUUGGCUGGCAGCUUCAUUGUG
This is a messenger RNA of Lacerta agilis (Sand lizard), 1999 nucleotides long. RefSeq names its product BRF1 RNA polymerase III transcription initiation factor subunit (gene BRF1). Gene Ontology annotation, molecular function: TBP-class protein binding; RNA polymerase III general transcription initiation factor activity; RNA polymerase III type 3 promoter sequence-specific DNA binding. NCBI's taxonomy places the organism in Eukaryota, Metazoa, Chordata, Lepidosauria, Squamata, Lacertidae. Gene Ontology annotation, cellular component: nucleus; transcription factor TFIIIB complex; transcription preinitiation complex. The record is from RefSeq and is a predicted model, not a curated record. The coding region runs from base 62 to 1912 and encodes 616 amino acids. Gene Ontology annotation, biological process: transcription preinitiation complex assembly; transcription by RNA polymerase III; DNA-templated transcription initiation. The transcript has 15 exons.